This is a messenger RNA of Trifolium pratense (red clover), 2177 nucleotides long. RefSeq lists its product as uncharacterized. Gene Ontology annotation, biological process: proteolysis. The transcript is spliced from 10 exons. The record is from RefSeq and is a predicted model, not a curated record. Gene Ontology annotation, molecular function: serine-type endopeptidase activity. NCBI's taxonomy places the organism in Eukaryota, Viridiplantae, Streptophyta, Magnoliopsida, Fabales, Fabaceae. The coding region runs from base 129 to 1841 and encodes 570 amino acids.
GUCAACCGCCAUAACAUUUGGAAAACACCAAAUUGAAACAUUUCAGAGUGAACGAAUAACAUAAAAUAAAACUAUCACGAAAAGGAAAGUGGAAAUAAAAAAAAAGAAACGAAAUCAACGACGUUGAAAUGGGAAUCAUCCAAUACGAUCCAAUCUAUUCUCUCUGCAAAGUUUCUUCUUCAACCUUCCGUCGUUUCCCACGCGCCACCGUUCCCUUUCGUCUUAAAGCCUUCUCCACCGGCGUCCACGAUAAGCCUUCCAUUUGCACCGCCGAUGAACUUCACUAUGUUUCCGUCUCCAAUUCCGAUUGGAAACUCGCUCUCUGGCGCUACCACCCUUCUCCUAAGGCACCUCCAAGGAAUCAUCCUCUGUUGCUUUUGUCAGGAGUGGGGACAAAUGCCGUAGGAUAUGACCUUUCCCCUAAGUCAUCCUUUGCACGUCACAUGUCUGGUCAGGGAUUUGAGACUUGGAUUCUUGAAUUACGAGGAGCUGGGUUGAGUGUUCAGGGUUCAAAUUCCAAAGAUAUUGAACAGUCUGCCAAUGCAAUGUCUGAGAAGAUGGAAGAUGUGUUAGAAAAUGCAACCAAUGAACCCAUGUCUUCAAAAAAGGAAUUGGAUAACAUAGCUGGUGCUGUGUCUGGACCUUACAAUUCUGCCUCAGAAGGAGUAGAAACAGAGAAUGUGGCUGUCAUAGGAGACCUAACUAGGUUAGCUACUGCUUGGGAUGAAUCAAAGUUGGUCGCUAGGUUGUCUGAGACUUUUACGAGUUUGUCAGAAAGAGUCUCUGGCUUUCUUGGUGAAAGUCAAGCGAAGGUCAUGUCUGCCAAAUUACUUGAUCAGUUUUCAAAACUUUUGGUGGAUUCUCCAUUAUAUGAACAAUUCAACGAGGUAAGGGGAAAGCUUGCAACUUUGUUGGAAACGAGACAAAAUUCUGGAAUUACUGGUCAAAUAACUGAUCUGAGUGAAAAGCUAGUAAAUAUUUUUGAGGCAGGCCAGCUAUCUGUUUCUCCUCCACUAUUUGAUUUGCAAGCUCGCUUUACUUCGACAAUAGAAGAUUUUCAGAAGCAACUGGAUUUGAUGGUGAAGUACAAUUGGGACUUUGAUCAUUACUUGGAAGAAGAUGUUCCUGCAGCGAUAGAAUACAUUCUAAAACAAAGCAUGCCAAAAGACGGAAAAUUGCUUGCAAUUGGACAUUCCAUGGGAGGCAUCUUGUUGUAUUCAAUGCUGGCACAGUCUGGUUUUGAAGGAAAAGAACCCAAAUUUGCUGCAGUAGUUACACUGGCAUCAUCUCUGGACUACACAUCAUCCAAAUCAACUUUGAAGUUACUCUUGCCUCUUGCAGAUCCUGCACAGGCUCUGAGUGUCCCUGUUGUUCCUUUAGGGGCAAUGUUGGUAGCAGCUUACGAGGUUUCAUCCCGUUCACCAUACGCAUCGUCAUGGUUAAAUACUUUGAUUUCAGCCGAGGGCAUGAUGGAUCCUGAUUUAUUUAAAAGGCUGGUUUUGAAUAACUUUUGCACCAUACCCGCAAAACUUCUCUUACAACUCACAACAGCAUUUCGAGAGCGUGGUUUAUGUAAUAGGGACGGGACAUUUUUUUACAAGGACCAUCUACACAAAAGCAAUGUACCUAUUUUAGCUAUUGCUGGAGACAUGGAUCUGAUUUGCCCACCUGAAGCUGUGGAAGAUACCGUUAAACUAAUUCCUGAGCACCUGGUUACGUAUAAACUUUUUGGGGAUCCCGAAGGCCCACAUUAUGCUCAUUAUGACUUGGUUGGAGGAAGAAUGGCAGUGGAACAGGAAUAUCCUUGUAUAGUUGAAUUUCUUAGCUGUCACGACAAGUGAUGUACACCAAUCAACAUCAAUUCGUCAAAUACUUUCUUCUUUGGUCAUACUUGAUAACUAUAUUCCUAACAGAAAGUUAAAAGAACUUAUACACCUUUUGUGCGUUGGAGUUUGAAGUUUCCACAUUUUGUUUCCACCCAUGGCAGUGAAGGGACUCUGAAGGCUGAAUUAUACCAAGGAUAUAGUGAUAGGAAUUACAAUUCAAUAGUCCUUACGAAAAAAUUUCAGCAUUUGCUGCUGAUUUGUUAUAAAAUUUAAUUUAUGUACAGAACGUCUUACAUAGUACUCGUAUAUAACCUGCCCAAAUUUGUUGAAUGUAUAUUGACCAAUUUCCUC